UCCUUUGUUUGCAGAGCGUUUCCGUGACCGUUUCCGUGCUGACAUUAACAUUCAUAUCAAUCGACAGAUGGUACGCCAUCUGUUUCCCGUUGAAAUUCAAAUCGACCACCAGCAGAGCAAAAACCGCAAUCGCAGUCAUCUGGAUCAUAGCCUUAGCGUGCGAAAUACCGGAGCCGAUCUACCUUACAACGUUUCCAAGAGACGAAUCCUUCGUCUAUUUUACCCAGUGCGAUGUCACGUGGUCAAAGGAAACAGACACGAUAUUUAUGGUAUCCAAGAUGGCAUUUUGCUAUCUUAUACCGCUACUUUUCAUGACCAUGACCUAUUUGCAGAUCAUCAGGGUAUUGUGGAGAUCAGGCAAUGCUCCACACCAAGCUAUGGAUUUCGAAAGUAA
Acanthoscelides obtectus is the source of this 394-nucleotide messenger RNA. The record is from the annotation of a GenBank genome assembly. NCBI's taxonomy places the organism in Eukaryota, Metazoa, Arthropoda, Insecta, Coleoptera, Chrysomelidae.